AUGGGUGGUGGUGGUGACGGUGGAGGGAGAAGUAAACCAGAGCCGAAAGAACAGCUUUGUCCCUGCAGGCCCUUAGAGUCUGAAAUGUUGGAGAAACAGCUAGAGAUUGUGAAUGCUACCAUCUCUCCUCCCUCCUACAGCAAACUAUAUGGAAAUGGAUUUGAAGAAGUACAAAGUCAUGCGUUCAAUGGGACGACGCUAAUUUCACUGGAGCUCAAAGAAAACGUUCGCCUGCAGAAGAUGCACAAUGGUGCCUUCCAAGGGGCCACAGGGCCCAGCGUCUUGGAUAUUUCUUCCACCAAAUUGCAGGCACUGCCGAGCUAUGGGCUGGAGUCCAUUCAGACACUAAUUGCUACGUCAUCCUAUUCGCUAAAAAAAUUGCCAUCAAGAGAAAAAUUUACCAAUCUCCUGGAUGCCACAUUGACUUACCCUAGCCACUGCUGUGCUUUUAGGAAUGUGCCAAAGAAAGAACAGAAUUUUUCAUUUUCCAUUUUUGAAUACUUUUCCAAACAAUGUGAAAGCACAGUAAGAAAACCAAAUAAUGAAACACUUUAUUCUGCCAUCUUUGCUGAGAGUGAAGUAAGUGGCUGGGACUAUGAUUACGGUUUCUGCUCACCCAAGACACUCCGAUGUGCUCCUGAACCUGAUGCUUUCAAUCCCUGUGAAGAUAUUAUGGGCUAUGACUUCCUUAGGGUUCUGAUUUGGCUGAUUAAUAUCCUAGCCAUCUUGGGAAACAUGACUGUCCUCUUGGUUCUCCUGACAAGUCGUUAUAAACUGACAGUGCCCCGUUUUCUUAUGUGCAAUCUCUCCUUUGCAGACUUCUGCAUGGGGCUCUAUCUGCUACUCAUUGCCUCAGUUGAUUCCCAAACAAAAGGCCAAUAUUACAACCAUGCCAUAGACUGGCAGACAGGGAGUGGUUGUAGUGCUGCUGGCUUUUUCACUGUAUUCGCAAGUGAACUUUCUGUCUACACCCUUACAGUCAUCACUCUAGAAAGAUGGCACACCAUCACCUAUGCUAUUCAGCUGGAUCAAAAGCUUCGACUGAGACAUGCCAUUCCAAUUAUGCUGGGAGGAUGGCUCUUUUCUACUCUGAUUGCUAUGUUGCCUCUUGUGGGUGUCAGCAGUUACAUGAAGGUCAGCAUUUGCCUCCCCAUGGAUGUGGAAACCACUCUCUCACAAGUCUACAUAUUAACCAUCCUGAUACUCAAUGUGGUAGCCUUCAUCAUCAUUUGUGCUUGCUACAGCAAAAUUUAUUUUGCAGUUCAAAAUCCAGAGCUGAUGGCUACCAACAAAGACACAAAGAUUGCUAAGAAAAUGGCCAUCCUCAUCUUCACUGACUUUACCUGCAUGGCCCCAAUCUCUUUUUUUGCUAUCUCAGCUGCCUUCAAAGUGCCCCUUAUCACAGUAACCAACUCCAAAGUUUUACUGGUUCUUUUUUAUCCUGUCAACUCUUGUGCCAAUCCAUUUCUGUAUGCAAUUUUCACAAAGGCAUUCCAAAGAGAUUUCUUCCUGUUGCUGAGCAAAUUUGGCUGUUGUAAACAUCGGGCUGAACUUUAUAAAAGAAGGGAAUUUUCUGCUUAUACCUCCAACUGCAAAAAUGGCUUCACAGGAUCAAAUAAGCCUUCUCCAUCCAGCUUGAAACUGUCCACAUUGCAUUGUCAAUAUUCAGCUGUCCUAGACAAGGCUUGCUGCCAAGAAUGUUAGCUAUUGUAUCAGUAACUGUAUUAUUGAAUUAUACUUAAAUCUGUAAAAAAAAAAAUUACCUGAACCAGUAACUUUAAAGACUUGGUUUUAUGAAAUUAUUUUUAGGCUCACUGGGGAAGAUACUUUUACCUAGCUCAAAGUGUGUUCCAUGACCAUUGUUAGUCUGUCAUUGGUACAUGAUGACAUAAAAUUUGUAAGAGAGCAUUUAAAAAUUUUUGGAA
This is a messenger RNA of Castor canadensis (American beaver), 1925 nucleotides long. Lineage: Eukaryota; Metazoa; Chordata; Mammalia; Rodentia; Castoridae. The record is from RefSeq and is a predicted model, not a curated record.